AUGCCCAAAGAGCUGGUGACUCUUGGAGGUAUAAAAGCCCUGUCCAAAGACAUCAUUACUAACGAAGAACCACAGAGAUGUGAGGUGGGCUCAGUAGCCAACUUGUCCUUGGUGCCAUUCACAAGUGAUCUUGGCACUUGGUGCUUUUGCCCACGGGAUCAGCAAGGCACAGAACAUACAACAGUGCUGAGGAUGUUAGUAGAUCUUUUCACAAGAAUCAAGGGUAUGCUCCUCUUCUUGUUCAUUCCAUGCCUUUGUUCUGGUCAGGCCACACCUGCAUUGUUGCGUUUUUCCAGCUUUUUGGAUCCUUCCAACAUAGUCCACCUCCGCUGGGACCACAAUGAACAGGAGAUGAUAACUUUUGAGCUGCAGGUCCGUGCACCUGGCUGGGUGGCAUUUGGGUUCAGCCCGCAUGGAGAGUUACCUGGAUCUGACAUUGUAAUCGGAGGUGUCUUCCCAAAUGGCAGCAUAUAUUUCUCUGAUUGUCAUGUUGUAGAUGAGGCAACUGUUGACGCAGAUGAGAGCCAGGACUACCAACUGCUGUCACUGGCGCAGGAUGAGACUUUUACUACCAUGAUGUUCAAACGCCACCUCCUUACAUGUGACCUGAAUGACCUAGAUAUCACAUUCGCUGUUCCAGCUGAAGAAACUAAGUAUGCCUGUACCUUUAUACCACUGCCUAUGGUCAAGCAGAAACAUCACAUCUAUAAGUUUGAACCUGUAUUAACACCCCACAACAUAACUUUGGUUCAUCACAUCCUGGUUUAUGCCUGUGGCAGUGACAGUGUAAUACCCAGUGGCAUAGAUGAUUGCUAUGGAGUUGAUCCAGAUUUUGCCCUGUGCUCUCAGGUGCUUGUGGGCUGGGCUGUUGGGGGAGAGUCCUAUCGAUUUCCAGAUGAAACUGCACUCUCCAUAGGGACACCGUUGGAUCCUCAGUACAUCCGACUGGAAAUCCACUACAGCAAUUUCGACUUGUUACCAGGGUUGAUCGACAGCUCAGGGGUGCGAAUCUACUACACAUCGGAGCUGCGGAAAUAUGAUGCGGGGGUUCUGCAGACAGGCAUCUUCACUUUUCCUGUACAUUUCAUCCCUCCUGGAGCAGAAUCCUAUAGAUCUUAUGGCCUUUGCAAUACUAGCCAGUUUGAUGAAGUGAAUGGGACACCAGUUCCAGAGUUGCACGUAUUUGCAUACCUUCUUCACACACACCUGUCUGGUAGAGGAGUGAAAGUAGCCCAGUACCGGAAUGGUGAGCAGCUGCGCAUCAUCUGUGAGGACAAUAAGUAUGAUUUCACACUGCAGGAGGUUCGGGAUAUGAAGAAAAUCCUCACAAUCAAACCAGGGGAUGAGAUCCUGGUGGAAUGUAGCUUUCAGACACUGGAUCGGUCAGUGAUUACUUUUGGUGGGCUAAGUACCAUGAAUGAGAUGUGCCUCACGUUCCUCUUCUACUAUCCUCGUAACAACAUCUCCAGUUGUAUGGGCUACCCUGACAUUCUAUAUAUUGCCCACAUGCUCAAGCAGGAGGCCUCGGAGUGAGUUCUAAAAC
This is a messenger RNA of Tinamus guttatus (white-throated tinamou), 1543 nucleotides long. NCBI's taxonomy places the organism in Eukaryota, Metazoa, Chordata, Aves, Tinamiformes, Tinamidae. The record is from RefSeq and is a predicted model, not a curated record.